This is a messenger RNA of Pomacea canaliculata, 4394 nucleotides long. Its product is annotated as alpha-(1,3)-fucosyltransferase C-like. Gene Ontology annotation, molecular function: alpha-(1->3)-fucosyltransferase activity. The record is from RefSeq and is a predicted model, not a curated record. Gene Ontology annotation, cellular component: membrane. The coding region runs from base 2300 to 3655 and encodes 451 amino acids. The transcript has 6 exons. NCBI's taxonomy places the organism in Eukaryota, Metazoa, Mollusca, Gastropoda, Architaenioglossa, Ampullariidae.
CAUUUUCCGACGAUGAUGCGUAAAAAAGUGCUUGCAUGACAUGAGAUUGAAAUUUUUAUGACGGAGAAAUCAAAGCAAGUGCCUCAGCUGAACGACCCCUCGUGGUUGUGGGAUUUGGUGAUUUUAUGCGACAUCACGUCACAUCUGAAUGAACUCAACACCAAACUACAAGGGAAAGACAAGUUGAUUUCGCAUGUGUAUGUGGACAUAGCAGCAUUCCUAGCGACAUUACAACUCUUCAUUCAGCAGGCGGGAAGGAUGGAGCUUGUCCACUUCCCAACGUGUACAUCUCUACGUCAGGAUCAGCAGCUAAAUAUGUCUUUCCCCAAGGCAAGAAUGAUACAACUUCUGGGGCUCUUGAAGGAUAAUUUCGAUGAAAGAUUUAAGGAUUUUCAUGAUUUGAAGGAUGAAAUACGUCUCUUCUAAAAUCCAUUUGUGGCAGAUGUGUCAAGUGCCCCGACAGACCUGCAACUGGAACUGAUUGACUUGCAAAGCCAGACAUCCAUGCUUGACAAAUUUCGAGCGUGUUGCCUGCAGAAACUUGCCCAAAUCUCCGAAAUCAAGCGUUAAGGAUGAUCACGAUGUUUACAAGUACUUAUGUGUGUGAACAAACGUUUUCAGUGAUGAAACGGGCGAAACCCGUCUUACGUCAUCGCCUUGCGGACGAACAUUUCGAUUCACGUGCUCAGACUUGGUGUUUCUGCGAUGCAGCCGGACAUUCAGAAGUUGGUUUCGGAAAAACAACUUCAAAUAUCCCACUAAUUACUACAUAAUUAAUGUGAGACUUGCCAAAGUGAUGACAGUGUGUUUGUCGGUCUGACUCCAGUGGGCUGCUGCUUGGAAUCUUUUCCCCCAUCAUUUACCUGGGGGCGCCAUCGUAUUCAUCUAAGGAUCAUUUGAUAAAAAGAACGACAACUGCGGGCUUGCAUCUUCUCUCCUUCAAAGACGACUAAAAGCUUAAAUCCCUUGGAAACAUCUUUACGGACAACUUUUCAUCACAAGAACGGAUUUGAAAAUCUUUACGAACCGACGAUUAUGUAUGUAUAGAAGCAUCGCUGUAUUACACUGUAUUUUGGGUACAUCUUCAUUGUCACACCUAGCGACAUCCCGUUGUGAAAGUUUCAAGAUAUCAUUCGGUAUCCAAGUAAGACCAAUCUGUUGCUACAAUAUCUCAGUUAACUUUGAUUUCCUUUGCUUUUAUAUGAAAAUACCAACGUGAAAGAUUCCAAGAAUUAAUUAUUUACUGCUUACUUGCAUGCUGUUGUAAGAGCCUUCACUUCAGCUCAUCACCUUUGGCAGGUGCGUAUGUGUCCCUACACCAGGUUCAUACACAGUUUAUCAUGAAGGAGGACUUGGGAGUUUACCUACAGAAUACGAGGAAAGAAAGCUGGACAGGAGAUAAGACAGGACAAACGUUGAAGUCGUGCAUUCGCCAGACAAAGUAACUGUUGGUACACAAGCGAUGACGAUGUAUUGUGUCGUGAGUACAGGCGGCUCAACGGCUUUGCUUGCUGAAUGCUCCGACGCCAAUUUACUCAUGACGUAAAACGUGACUGACGACAUAUGGGUACAAUAACGGACAAAGGAAACAGAAAGUUCUCGAAAGAUCGGUGGAUGUGCAGCAAGAGAGGGAGAAAGAGGGAGAGAUCUGCGCCAGCAACUUGUCAGGAUGCAAUAUUGCAAGAUCUGAGUAACCGGCAUCCUGUCUGGUCUGAAUCCAGUCUGUUCACAUUGUUGUACAAUGGUCUGGUAACAACAGUGAACAAAUUGUGAAGCAUUUGCAGGAAGCCUUUUAGCUCAAGACCUGGAGAAGAUGAGGACAGACACCCACACUGGAUGAUCAGUGUAUUGGUGAAUGGAGAAAGAAAUUUAUUUACAGAAUAAAUAUUUUGACCCUCUAGGCAAUCACUAUGUAUUCACUCUGCUAUUAAAACAUUUUGUUGGAUAAUGAUAAUCAACAAUGGGAGUAUGUGUACAGUAGAUAUUAGAAUAAAUUAAUAAUUUUUAAUAAACAUAACAUGUCCCAAAGGUCUUUGAACAAUGGUUCUAUAGUAAGUAAGGUUUAUUGUUUCUUUAGAAGUGCAUCCUGCUGUUUGCGAAGUCUCGUUAGUGUUUAGACCAAUCGGUUUUAACGAUAUUGUUCUCUUUACAGUAACAACAACUGCUGGAUUUUAUAUGGCUUAUCUCCUUCAAAGAUAGUUUAAAGUUUAAAUUCCUUGGAUACAUCUUUACGGACAACAUUUCAUCACAAGCACGGCCUGCGACGGGAUUGAACAAAAUUGUUUACCUAACAACAACGAUGAGGAAUCUUUUGCAGUUAAGAAAUUGGCGACUCAAGGUACUUUUGGCUCUUGUGGGACUCCUGACUGUGUUGUACCUACUGACUUACAGCUCAGCAAACAUCUGGUCACAACACAGUUCAGCACAAAACCGUUCAACAGCUUACUACUUACUUCCGUGGCAGUCAAAUUCUAUACUAAAACAUUCUAGCACUAACUCCACGUUUAAGUACAAUGGGACAGCUACUCAAAGACCGUGUUCCCAAGCAGCACAUCCUUCAACAACAUAUUACCUACGUCACUUCCGAUCUAUAUUUAUAGUUGACCCUGCCACCCAUCAACUGACGAUUGAUCAUCAAGGGAACCCCUCUAAGAUAUCCUCUGAAGUAAGGACUGACAGUAGAUCCUCUGCUGUUAAGAAUAAGUUGAUUGUAAUGUACAACAUGCCUGAGUGGAUUAAGAGAGGGUCGGAUGCUGAGUUGUUUGGCCACUGUCCAGUCAGCACGUGCAACUUGUCCACAAACUAUGAUGCGGAUAGAGUAGCUGCCGACGCUGUGGUGUUUCACGACGCUCCAUCACACAAGCCAGUGCCACCUCGAGCUUUCCCUGACCAGGUGUAUGUGUUCCACAUGAUAGAACCGCCACCGAUUGCUGGGUCCGGUUAUCAAAACACGUCAUGGAACUCGGCUUUCAACUGGACAUGGACCUACACUCAGGACGCCGAUAUCUGGGUGCCCUAUUUCUUUCUGGAACGUUCCAAGCAGUUGCCAUGUCUUAACGUCAUCCGCGAAGUUGUACAAAGGAAGGACACGCCUGUAGCUUGGUUUGUUACUAACUGCCAGUUGGACCAAACUCAACGAAUAGCCUACGUUAACAGACUACAGAAAAUUCUGACAGUGCAUGUGUAUGGUCGAUGUGGGACCAUGAAAUGCCCUCGAAUGGCCAAAGAAUGUGACGACAUGCUCACCACCAAGUACUUCUUCUAUCUUUCCUUCGAGAACUCUUAUUGCCAGGAUUACGUGACUGAGAAGUUUUCUCGAGCAUUUUUCCAGGGUGUCCAUGUGGUUCCUAUUGUGAGGGGUGGGCUAGACUACUCUCAACAUAUUCCAGAAGGAACAUUCAUCAACGCCGACGAUUAUAGAAGCCCCGAGGACCUCGGCAAGUACCUGAAAGAGCUCAUGAACGAUGAAGGGACCUACAUUGAUAUGCUGUGGCGGAUCGCUCACUUUACUACCGCCACCUACCAUGACAGUUACACCUACUCGUGGUGCCAGCUGUGUGACAAGCUACACAGGCUGCAGGACAAUUCCAAGACCUAUCCAGACCUCUUUGAGUGGUACCACGAGGGGAGAUGUUGGCCACCCAAGAAGUUAUAGCCUCUCUGUGGCGAUAACAACUUUGUAGGUACAGACACACGUGUUGUGUGCGGUACUUUGUAUUCACACACCUGGUAAACGCAUGUGACAACCAUUAUCCAACUCGACCGCUACCAUAAAACUAAUUUCGCGGUUUUUUAUUCUAAGAAAAGCAAUUGCGAUGAUUCAAACAGUUAAGAGAGAAGAAUCCUCCAACUACGAAACCUAACAAACAUUACUAAGCAGACGAUCUGCUUUUCUGGCUAAAAGUGAAAAUAUGUUUCUUAGAAAUGCAAACCUAUCAGACGGAUAAUCUGUAAUUUUAGCAGCUUCUCGCAGGACUGAAGCGGUUUAACUUUUCUUACCUUGAACAAAUAAACCUUGACUUACGUGUUUCGUUAUAAUUUCCUAAGUUUUUUUUAAAGAUUUUUCUGAAACUCGACACAACAAUAAGAUUGUGGUUUGUCGGUGAUAUUUAUUCUCAUUUUAUAUUUUCGAGGACCUAGAAUAUGCUUCAAGAUAUUACCUUGUUUCACACCGACCUAAAUUUUUCUUCUUUUGUUUUCUCUACCAGAUAGACAAUUUAUACGAAAAUAGUGAAGUUGUGAACAAUUCUUCCCUCUGUGUAUAAAGUACUGCAUCGGCUUCCAGUCGAUCAUCGUAUUUGGAUCGAGAUAAUAUUGCUUUUAUUUAUGUGUUUGAUAGCUCAAAUAAUGGUUCACGACAGAAAUAAAAAGAGUUUCAUGAUGCAUCCAAUAAA